Messenger RNA from Pseudomyrmex gracilis, 436 nucleotides. Its product is annotated as histone H4. Lineage: Eukaryota; Metazoa; Arthropoda; Insecta; Hymenoptera; Formicidae. Gene Ontology annotation, cellular component: nucleosome. Bases 41 to 352 code for a protein of 103 amino acids. Gene Ontology annotation, molecular function: protein heterodimerization activity; DNA binding; structural constituent of chromatin. The transcript has a single exon. The record is from RefSeq and is a predicted model, not a curated record. Gene Ontology annotation, biological process: nucleosome assembly.
UGCUGUGUAGCAUCUUUGGGAAUUUUUAUCGCAUUUCAAGAUGACUGGCCGUGGAAAGGGAGGAAAAGGAUUGGGAAAAGGAGGCGCUAAACGUCACAGAAAAGUUUUACGUGAUAACAUUCAGGGUAUCACGAAACCAGCUAUUCGUCGCUUGGCGAGACGUGGUGGCGUAAAGCGUAUUUCUGGAUUGAUUUACGAAGAGACUCGAGGUGUCUUAAAGGUUUUCCUCGAGAAUGUUAUUCGUGAUGCUGUUACUUAUACCGAGCACGCCAAGAGAAAAACUGUAACGGCAAUGGAUGUGGUGUAUGCUCUGAAGCGUCAGGGAAGAACCUUGUAUGGUUUUGGUGGUUAAGUUUAUGGAGCUAAAAAUAUAACGGCCCUUUUAAGGGCCACCAAUUUAUCAUAUGAUGGAAAUUAUCUUGGAGAGCAAUACAUA